This is a messenger RNA of Glarea lozoyensis ATCC 20868, 3969 nucleotides long. Its product is annotated as Ankyrin repeat-containing protein. Gene Ontology annotation, molecular function: protein binding. The transcript has 6 exons. Lineage: Eukaryota; Fungi; Ascomycota; Leotiomycetes; Helotiales; Helotiaceae. Bases 1 to 3969 code for a protein of 1322 amino acids. The record is from RefSeq and is a predicted model, not a curated record.
AUGGCAGACCGCCCGUCUCAUAAACACUUCAAGAAGUUGAGGAGCGUUUUUAGCUCUCGAGAAGGCAAAGUUAGAGGAGUUAAAGAGCUACUCCCACCGGGUGCGAGUACGUCGAACGACGGCUUCCUCCCCGCGCCAACAAACCCUGCAUGUCACGGAGAAUCAUUAUCGCACUCUGGAUUUGUCACAGAUGACGAGCGUUCGUCAUAUCAAGCUUCGGAGGCUGGCUCGAUAAAUCCAGCCGACGAGGACGGCGUCCCCCAGAAUGAGUUGGGCCGAAGUAAUGCGAAGGCCAGCUUCUGGGAGCAGGCCUACCAGGAUCUUUUGACUAAUCCAAAAACAAAAUCAUUAAUGAAGGAUUAUGACCGAGUCAUGGCAGAGUCCAAAAAUGAGGCUGCCAUUAAAGACAAGAAAGUUGAUGGCAGUGACGGUCUCACUGCUGCUGUUGUUCCUGCUGCUAAUGGUUCUCCUGCUGCUGCUGCUCCUGCUAAUUCUGCCACAGAAGGCCCAGGCGCGGGCGGGGACGAGGAACAGCAACAUAAGAUACUGGGAAAAGAUAGUGAAAUGAAGGACUUAGUUUCUCAGAAGCUGAAGGAAAUGGAAGAUUCGGAAUGGGUGAUCAAAUGGAAAGGGAAUGAAGUGUUUCGUGUGAGGAAAGCUGUCAGCGAGGCAGUCAAGAUCGUGCAGAAGUUUUCAGGUCUGGCCAGCUCGGCUGCGAGUCUUGACCCUCUUCAUGCCGGUCUGGUAUGGGCUGGUGUGUCCUGUGUGCUACCUUUACUCCUCAAUGACACCAAAGAACGCACAAAAGCCGUCGAUGGCAUCGCAUCAACAUCCGAAACCGCCGCACGAUACCUCUUGAUCGAGCGCGACUACCGCGAUGGAAAGCUAGGGAAAAACGAUGAUUUCGAGCGCUCGGCGAUCAAAAUAUGCACUGAGAUUCUCAUAUUCUAUGCGCAGGCUGCUGUCUUCUUCGCUCGCAAUGAAUGGAAAAGAUGGCUCGUCAAUACGUUCAAGAUCGAUGAUUGGACUGGCGCUCUCGAAGCGAUAAGCGAAGCAGAAACAGCUUGUGAACGUUUCAGCGCCAUACUGACUUCGUCAGCUCUGCUAAAAGGCCGACAAGAGAUUGCAAAACUCCUGGCGGCUCAUGAGGAGGAAACAAUUCACAAGAUGGAAGCCUGGGUCUCUAACACCCAAGUCGGAGAGCAGCAUCACCAAGUGAGAGAAAAGCUUGGUCGUAGGUAUGCUGGCUCUGGGAAAUGGCUGUUGGAUUUGCCUGCUUUUGUUGAAUGGAAAAACAGUUCUCAUGGCAACUUCUGGCUUCGAGGUGCUGUGGGGAUGGGAAAGAGCUCACUUGUUUCUAUCGUCGUUGAAAAGAUGAAGAACGAGGAGGAUAAUUUUGCUUACUUUUACUGCACUAAUGCGUUGAGUAUCCCCGAAGCAACCGAGUCACCAAAAUGCACAAUUAUCAGAGCUUUAGCGGCGCAGCUUGCGUUGUCUCCAGAUAAAAAGAGCAUUGCGGAAGAGGUCAAACUCAAAUACGAGAAAUAUGUUAGCGAGGGACUUACUGGAGUAAAGCCUGGCUAUGAAGAUUUCUUAGAACUCUUUAGCAGAUUAAUUGCCAGUCGGAACUCAAUAACACUUGUUAUUGACGCCUUGGAUGAAUGUCCCGAUUACGUGGAGCUGCUUGCUGGGCUUAAAAUACUUUCUGAACGAAACAACAACCUCAGACUUCUCGUCUCCUCACAGCGGGUAGUCCCAGUCAACGCAUACCUUACACUCAGCAUCAAUACAAUCAGCUCAGCUCAAAAUCUGGAAGACAUCACAAGUUUCAUCCGAGGGGAAAUCGAAGUAUAUAAAUCGUAUCACCCAGGAGUCCUGACCGAUGAGUUAUCUCGCGACAUCGUCGACACUCUAUCCGAUAAGGCAGAAGGAAUGUUCAAAUGGGUAGAUCUACGUCUCAGGUUCUUGCUCGACCCAAGUGAUGAAGCAAAACAAGCCGACAUCCAGGAGAACUUGGACACUAUCAAGAAGAAGCCAAAUCAAGGUAUAAUUAAGAAGAUGGUGGAAGCGUACCAUACGCUUUACAAAAAACACUUACCCUUAAAUCCGGACACUAGCGCCAAGAGGGAGGCGGAGGCAGAGAAGAUUCUGGCGUGGGCUUUUGCCUCGAUUCGCCCCCUACAUCUACAUGAGAUCCUGAGUCUUGGCAAAGAAAGGUACGUCAAAGAGGUCGAGAAUCCGAAUGCAUCCGAACAGGAUAUCUCGAAACUAUGCCGCAUCUUUCUCUUCGUUUCCGAGAAUUCUCAACUUGUCGAGAUGUCACACUCAUCUGUGAGCGACUACCUUGCUUUGAAGUUUUCUGGCAAGCUCGACGAGUUCUUGGCAGAUACAAAGACCAAAAUUGAUGACAAAAAGCUGCUCCAAGAUGCUCACGAUCUGUCUAAAGUCUUGGUAAACAGGAGAGUCGCAGAGGAGAGCAUAUCUUACCUUCUCUCCACAAAAGAUCUCAAAUUCGGCCAAGACCACGCGAUUAAUCCAGAAUCUCUGCUCUCUUACACAGCAGAGUUCUGGUUCCAGCACGCCAAGGUACCCAUCCGAUCAGUGAAUCAAGUCAUCAAUGAGGACCAAGAAGAAAUGGUGCAAGAAAUACCGGAAGAUCUUAGAGGUUUGCGAUCGUUAUUCAAUCCACAAAAUUGUGGGGCAUUUGAUAAUUGGCUGACCAUCCACGACCCUGACAAAGUGACCAGAAUCAAAGGAAAAGAUCACUCAUCAGGUGGCCUUCGUGGUCAACAACUCUACUAUGCCAUGCUCCUCGGUAUCUGGGAUGUUGCAAGGGACAUGAUCGAUGAUAAUAGGGACGUUAAUAUCGUCGGCGGCUAUUUUGGUAACUGCAUACAACUUGCCGCAUACCGUGGUAACCAGCCCACGGUUUCCAAGCUUCUUGAUAAGGAUGUCAUGCUUAACGUGGAAGCUGGAAUAUUUGGCAGUGCUCUACAAGCUGCUGCCUCUCAAGGCCAUACGGACAUAUGCUCUAUGCUUCUCAAUCACGGUGCGGACGUCAAUGCAACAGGUGGCUUGCUGUGCAAUCCAUUGCAGGCUGCUUUGACUCGAGGUUCAAAAGCGACCAUUGAGCUUCUCACGAGUCGCAUUGGUGGAACUGAUCUACCAUAUGGCAACCUCUGGAAAGACGCCUUUUCAAAUAUUCCGGAAGAAAAGCGAAAAGUGUUCGGGGGUCACCUCACUCGCUUCGUGACCAUUGAUCUGCCUCACAACCUGACGUUCGAACAAGAGCUUCUUGCCUCCGUGGUCGAAAUUACUCGCAAUGUAGACCCCGAAAAAGCCUUUAACUCAUUUCUGGAAGCUUCAGAGCUCCAAAGGUCUUCAAGGAUCUCGGGAACACAGCGCGGUUAUUACCAAGCGAUCUUACAGAAGAUAUCCGAUAACGACAAAAAUGAGCCGUAUUAUCUCUAUAACCAACUGCCACUCAUUGCUUUCUAUUUGAUACUGCAGUCGGGUCCUAAGAUUCGGCGAAUUCAGCUUGAUUACGCCCCAGUUUUGGAUGCGAUUGCGAGAAUCAUAUCACAGCACGGAUAUUUUCUUGUCCACGCGAUGCUACCACGGGUCGACAACAAGGAGUCUCUACUAACGGAAAUACUGACAUAUCUUUAUACAGAAAUCUUCAAGAUGCUGGUGCGAAUUCUCGAACAAUCCCGUUUGACCGCGUUCCGCUAUGCAAUACUCGGUUUACGACACCGAGGCGCUACUCAGUCAGAUCCCCGAUCUCGCGCGACAUUCCCAGAGAACUGGUCCUGCGAACACGAGAAGUUGCACUUGAACCGAGAAACAGUCCCAACGUCGCCAAAGACUGAUACGUCCAGGCCACAGACAGCACAGAGCGUGACUGGAGAGUUACUCCAGACAAAUCGGACAACCGUCGAGGCGUGGGAGCCGUCUCAAAAUGAGUUGUGA